CCUCCCGCCACCAUGUCCAACCUCGACCAUCUCACCCGCGCUCACCAGGCCGUUGCAGCCAAACGGCGCGCCAAGAAGAAUCAGGUCAAGGAGAUACUUUUCGAUGAUGCCGCACGCAGGGAGUUCCUAACCGGCUUCCACAAGCGAAAAGUGGUAAGGACAGAUGCAGCGCGCAAGAAGGCGAUGGAGAAGGAGAAGCAGGCGCGAUUGGAAGCGCGACGCGAGCAACGGCAAAUUCUCAGGGAGCAAGCCGCCGAAAAUGCGGCGAACGUUGAGGCCGCAUACGGAGCCUUGAUAAAUGGCGAAGAUGCUGAUGAGCUGCCUACCCUCGGACCGUCAGGACGCGCAAAGGGCAAGCAAAGAGAAGAGUUCGAGGACGAGGAGACACUAGCGACUGUCACUGUCGUCGAGGACUUUGACCCCGACACGCUCAUCCACGGCGCACCCGACGAAGCUCGCGAGCGACAAGCACCUGCCGCGGCCUCUACGUCAAAGCUACCCGCCAAAUUGAAGCCAGCCGUGAAGAAAACUGCAAUUAAGAAAGCGAUGAAGCCGAAGAAGAUCAAGUACGAGACGAAUGCCGCGCGCAAGGCCCAGACGGCCAAGCAGCGCAAGAGGCAUACGGAGAAGGCGGAGCUGGCGGGAGGCAAGCGCGCUCAGAAAAACAAGAAGCGGCGUUGACUGCCCUACCGCCGGCUUCUUGACCCCGAUAGCUCAGCGCACGGCAGUCAUCGCGCUGGAGGCACUAUCGUCGUGCUUAGCACCAUGCGAGAAUGUCUACUAUAGCACUCUCAAGCUGGAUCCUUGACGAUGGAAGAGUGGCCAUACUGGUCGAGUGACGACUUCACCUCAAGCCCUGGGCCGAAUCGGCAGUGUCGACCUUGGGACGCUGCCGCACUCGUGGCGUCUGCUAUGGAUAUGAAAGGCACAUGAGAGAUAACUUCACGUAUAGGAUAGCCUGGACUACGAUUCGCGCCCUGCGUUGAGAGCAUAUCAACCAAUCUCUUGUGGUGGAA
Messenger RNA from Schizophyllum commune H4-8, 1016 nucleotides. RefSeq lists its product as uncharacterized. The transcript has 4 exons. Bases 13 to 681 code for a protein of 222 amino acids. Gene Ontology annotation, molecular function: RNA binding. NCBI's taxonomy places the organism in Eukaryota, Fungi, Basidiomycota, Agaricomycetes, Agaricales, Schizophyllaceae. Gene Ontology annotation, cellular component: nucleolus. The record is from RefSeq and is a predicted model, not a curated record.